Molecule: messenger RNA, 2131 nt
Organism: Nematostella vectensis (starlet sea anemone)
Lineage: Eukaryota; Metazoa; Cnidaria; Anthozoa; Actiniaria; Edwardsiidae
Product: putative histone-lysine N-methyltransferase PRDM6
Exons: 5
Coding region: 172-2052 (626 amino acids)
Cellular component (GO): nucleus
Molecular function (GO): protein binding
Source: RefSeq, a predicted model, not a curated record
AAUAGAUAGUUGUGUGCGCGAUGAACUGGUAUGACCGAAUAUAGCGGAUAGUGUGGUGGCCUGAGCGUAUAUUCAGCGCGCGACUCCGGUCCCUACUACAAAAUUAAGGACUCCCUACUUUUGUUAUACUUAACUAGAUUCAUCGCCAAAAUUCAUUGAUAUAGAAACAGCAUGGAAGUGGAAUUCUCACCUUGCAAGUCCCUCAGUCAGCCAUUACACUCCAACGCAUCGUCAACAACGACGACAAGAGUUCCCAACCCCUCCCCCGCACGGUACUCCUUUAGCUACGGGGACCUGUUCAAUGCUCUGUACCGAAGACGAGACGUCGAGGUUGUCAAGGUGGAUGACGUCAAACUGACACUGAGCCCCGACAAGCUCAAAGAAACAGCCGUUUGUGAAAUUUGUCGAGGGGAGCCAAAGCGUGAGUGUCCACAUCACGGACCAGCGGUUUUCCCUAGGAGAGCAACAUACCCGAGCAUACAAAUGACGUAUGCAGUGUCGUCAUUUCCGGAUGAAGUUCAGCUUUGUCGAUCGAGCGUUUCUGGGGCGGGUUAUGGCGUAAGCGCGAAGCAGCAUAUUCCGGUCGGGACAUGGAUUGGACCCUACGAAGGACGACGAAUCAAACCCGAAGAAGUCACGAGCGAUUCCGAUACCACUUAUAUGUGGGAGAUUUUCCAGGAAGGCAAGCUGGUGUGCUACCUGGACGCGCGUGACGAGAAUACGUCCAGUUGGAUGCGGUUUAUCCGCUGCGCGCGCUACCGUGACGAGCAAAAUCUUUACGCGUUCCAAUACUGUGGCAGCAUCUACUACAGGGCGUUCAGGGACAUUGCCGUUGGCCAGGAAUUACUGGUCUGGUACGACGAUAAGUACCAGCAGUACAUGGGAAUACCGCUGAACAUGCAGGACAUGGCGAUCGUGGACCCUAAUGGCAACCCUCUACUGUUCGACCUGUUGGCGUACCAUAACCAGCGCGUGGCAGCAGCCGCCAUCAGCAGCCAAUCACAAAACAAGACGCCACAGCCGCAUGUAACACAAUCCAACCACGUGACACCAGAACACGUCACGCAACAGCCGGAUACAAAACAUCAGUCACCGAGCACAUCGUCACAUUCGGUCACACAACAGGGUGUCACGCAACACACUAUGAUACCUGUCAAUCAAAUGCCACUUAGAACCACGUCAUCUGGAUUAUCGAACGUCGUAACGCAGAUAAAUUCCGUAAAGAUCGCGCAGUCAGUUCCAGUUCAAGUCGCGUCUUCAUUUACGGUUAAAGUCACGCAGUCGCUUCCGGUGAAGGUCACGCAUUCGCCAACCGUGAGCCACUCGCACAAGGAGCAUUUUCAGCAAUCUUCAAAGCCCUACCCUCUACACCUCAAUGGGCGACACACGCAAUCUUUGACAUCUGUGACUCAGUCUCGACAUGCCAAUCAAUCCAUUCUUAGCUCCGCCCACCCUCCUACAAGCCCUUACCUGUUCACACGAGAGGGCAACAUGACGCCUUUGAAGGAGUUGAGACAAUUGCAAAAUACUCACGAAGCGCCGGUCAAAAGUGCAACUUUACCUAUCCACAUGUCGAACCAAGUGACGCCACAUAUCAGUCGGGAAGACAAGUUGGCCUUAGAGAAAAGACUGAAGGAAUUUAGUGAUCUGAGCGACGAGUAUACGGAUGAGGAGGGCAUCGUUGAGUACGGCAGUAAUGGCGAAGUGACGUUAUGGAAGUGUGGACAAUGUAAGAAAGCAUUCGCACAGAGAGCUCUACUUCAAAUCCACGUUUGUCCUGGGAUGGCUAAUCGUCCCUUUACGUGUGGACAUUGCUCUGAAUCAUUCGCGCUCUCGAACGAACUCCGGACGCACGUGGUACAGCAUACCAACGAGAAGCCAUUCAAGUGCGGAUUCUGCUCGCGCACCUUCGCGGGAAUCACAACUUUAAACAAUCACAUUCGCACGCACACGGGGGAGAAGCCAUUCAACUGCUACAAGUGCGGCAAACACUUCUCCCAGCCAUCACAGCUUAGUAGACAUCAAAGGUGUCCAACAGAGUGCCGGUUAUAGUCCAGUCUAAAUCUCACAAUGCAAGCAGGCCCGUACCCAGGGGGGGGUGCGAAAUCUGAAAAAGUGGACCUAAUUUUUC